Messenger RNA from Mirounga angustirostris (Northern elephant seal), 6327 nucleotides. RefSeq names its product branched chain keto acid dehydrogenase E1 subunit beta (gene BCKDHB). NCBI's taxonomy places the organism in Eukaryota, Metazoa, Chordata, Mammalia, Carnivora, Phocidae. Gene Ontology annotation, molecular function: catalytic activity. Bases 51 to 1250 code for a protein of 399 amino acids. The transcript is spliced from 10 exons. The record is from RefSeq and is a predicted model, not a curated record. Gene Ontology annotation, biological process: branched-chain amino acid catabolic process; response to nutrient.
UGCCUGCCGGGUGCGGCGGCGUAGCUAGCAAACCCGGUUUGCAAGCGGGGAUGGCGGCGUUAGCGGCGACUGCGGGCGGGCUGUUGAGGCUACGUGCGGCCGGGGCGGAAGGACAGUGGCGUCGGCUUCGAGGCGCGGGGCUGCUGCGGGGCUUGCUGCAGCUGGACUCGGCCCCUGGGGUUGCGGCGCAGAGGAGGCAUGUGGCUCACUUCACUUUCCAGCCGGACCCGGAGCCCCAGGAGUAUGGGCAAACUCAGAAAAUGAAUCUUUUCCAGGCGAUAACAAGUGCCUUGGAUAACUCAUUGGCUAAAGAUCCUACUGCAGUAAUAUUUGGUGAAGAUGUCGCCUUUGGAGGAGUCUUUAGAUGUACGGUUGGCUUGCGAGACAAGUAUGGAUUUUCAGCUCCGCUUACAUUGCCCACCUGUUCUUGCAUGUUGUCUACUUUAUCCAUUGGAACCCUUCACAUGUUCAUCAUAGUUGUUUUAAAUCCCUGGUCUGGAAAAGAUAGAGUUUUCAACACGCCGUUGUGUGAACAAGGAAUCGUUGGGUUUGGAAUUGGGAUCGCAGUCACUGGAGCGACGGCUAUUGCAGAAAUUCAGUUUGCAGAUUAUAUUUUCCCUGCUUUCGAUCAGAUUGUUAAUGAAGCUGCCAAGUACCGCUAUCGCUCUGGGGAUCUUUUUAAUUGUGGAAGCCUCACUAUCCGGGCCCCUUGGGGCUGUGUCGGCCAUGGGGCUCUUUAUCAUUCUCAGAGUCCUGAAGCUUUUUUUGCUCACUGCCCAGGAAUCAAGGUGGUUGUACCCAGAAGCCCUUUCCAGGCCAAGGGACUUCUUUUGUCAUGCAUAGAGGAUAAAAAUCCUUGUAUAUUUUUUGAACCUAAAAUACUUUACAGGGCAGCAGUGGAGCAGGUUCCUGUAGAACCAUACAGCAUUCCCCUGUCCCAGGCCGAAGUCGUUCAGGAAGGGAGUGACGUGACUCUAGUUGCCUGGGGCACUCAGGUUCAUGUGAUCCGAGAGGUGGCUUCCAUGGCUCAAGAGAAGCUUGGAGUGUCUUGUGAAGUCAUUGAUCUGAGGACUAUCCUACCUUGGGACAUGGAUACAGUUUGCAAGCACAACAAGGAGUCAGUCCUCCCAUCAUCUGGAACCUCUAUGAAUCAGCAUUCAAUAAAAAAUUACAAAGUAUAUGAAGAGACAGGACCAUUUGAUUCAAAACCAAGAGAAAACACAAACAAUAGAAAGCAGAAACACAGGUGAUCCAGUCAUUGGAGUUAGCAGACAAAGACUUUAUUAUGUUUAGGAAUAUAGGAGGAAGAAAAAGAACAAAAGAGGUAAGAAAGUGAAUUACCCUGGAGGGGUGUGUGUGUGUGUGUGUGUGUGUGUGUGUGUGUGUGUAUGAGAGAGAGAGAGAGAGAGAGACCAUUGUAGAACCAAAGAAAUAUUUGUCAAUAAGAACUCAGUGGAUGUGUUUACAAACUUAUUGGAUUUAGUAGAUGAUAAUAUUCAUGAACUAAAAGGCAAGUAUCUAGAAAAUGUCCAAACUAAAGCACAGAGAGGGGGAAAAUAAAAUAGACUAAAACAGAAGAGAGCAUAAAACACACUGGGAAUCUGGUCAAAAGAUCUGUCCCACAUAUGAUUGGAAUUCCAGAAGAAGAAAGGAGAAUGAAUUGGUCAGACACAAUAAAAAAAAAUAUUUCUCAUUAAACUUUCAAGACAUCAUCAUACUUGAGGAUUUGUGAACUUCUGAAGAUGUAUUCAAAGAAAACCACACCUACCUACACACUGGAAUGACAUCUUAAAUUGCUAAGGAUGCGAACCUAACAUUCUGUACCCAGUAAAAACAUACUCUUAAAGUUAAGAUGAAAUAAAAAGUACCUUAGGCAAAUAGAAUUUGAGAGAAUUUAUCACCAGCACAUUUUCACUAAAGGCAAUACUAUAAGGCAGUUCUUUAGGCAGAAGGAAAAUGAUCCUAGAAGACAGUCAGAAUGGGCUUACGUGGAGUUAAAAUAUUCUGUUGUUCUAGGAUUUUAAAUGUAAUAUUUUUACUAGAUUAUAGUAAGUUAGGGAUGCAUGUUGUAACAACUGAAGUAAUAGUGAAAGUAUAUAUCCAGCAAGUUAAAAAGGGACCUAUAGAUUAAUAAAGUAUUUGGUUAAACUAAAAGAAAGGAAAAUAUGUAAAAACAAAACAAAACAAAAACCUCCCCCCCCAAAAAAAACCCAAAGCAAAACAGGUGUGUCAGUAGAAAACAGAUAGAUGAUAGCUAUAAACCUAAGUAUAUAAGUAACUAAAACAAAUGAAUUAAAUCUAGUAAAAGCCAAUGAUUGUCAGACUUCCUUAAAGAAUAGCACCAAUGUCCAGGUUAAGAGAUAGAGCCUUUAAAUAUAGGGACACAGAAAAUGUGAAAGGGAUGAAAAAAAAAAAGACCUCUGGUAUAGCCAUACUAAUUUCAAAUAAAGCUUUUAAGGCAAGAAGCAUUACUAGAAACAAAGAACAGUUCAUAAUGCUGAAGGAAUCAAUCUACUAUGAAGAUAUAACAGUCUUUUAUUUUUUUUAAGAUUUUAUUUAUUUAUUUGACAGAGAGAGAGUGAGAGAGGAAGCACAAGCAGGGGGAGUGGGAGAGGGAGAAGCAGGCUCUCCGCUGAGCAAGGAGCCCAAUGUGGGGCUCAAUCCCAGGACCCUGAGAUCAUGACCUGAGCUGAAGGCAGACGCUUAACCAACUGAGCACUCAGGUGCCCCGAAGAUAUCACAGUCUUAAAUCUAUUAUGUCAUCGAUAGCAUAAAUUCAAAAUACAUAAAGCAAAACAAAAUACAAAACUAAAAGGAGAUGUAAACAUAUCCACAAUCAUAGUGGGAGACCUUGACACCCCUCUCUUUAAAACUGAUCAAACAAGCAGGUAAUAUCAGUGAGUAUAUAGAAGAUCUGAACAUUUAGCAAACUUGUCCUAAUUGUGUACUCAACUAUAUAAGAAAUUAUUCUUUCUUUUUUUUUCGCUGAAGAAUAAUUGACAUACAGUAUUAGAUUCCAGUGUAUAACGUAGUGAUUUGAUAUUUAUACACAUUAUGAAAUGCCACAAUAUGCCUAGUUCAGGUGAAUAUGGAACAUUUAUCAAAAUUGACCAAAUGCUAGGACAUAAAUAUAAUCUUAAACUUCAGAUAUUUGAAGUCAUUUAGAGUAUGUUUGGACAAUAGUAGAAUUCAGUUAGAAAUUGAGAAAAAACUGGAAAAUCCUCAAAUUCCUACAAAUUAAAUAAUUUACAUUUAAAUCAUAGAUUGUAAAAGAAACUGCAACAGAAAUUAGAAAAAUACUGAACUGAAGGGUUAUGAAGGUACUAAAAUAAAAAAUUUCAAGAUUCAGGUAAAGCCAUGCUUGGAGAGAGCUGUAUGGCUGUAAAUACAUAUAUUUAGAAAACAGGGAUAAGAACAAAAAAAUUAGUGAUCUGAAUUUCCAUCUCCAGAAAGAAAAUUAAAUCUAGAGAAAAUAGGAUAAAGGUAGUGAUAAAGAGCAGAAAUCAGUGAAACAGAAUAUAUAAUAGAGAAGUUUAAUUAAGUUAAAAUGAGAUCUUUGAAGAGACUAAUGUACUUGAUAAACCUUUAGCAAGACUAAUGGAAAAAAACGGCAAACACAAAUGACAAAUAUCAGGUAUGAAGAAGGGGAAAUCACAAAAUCUACAGACUAUAUACUAAGAGGAUAUCCUGAAUGAUUUUACAAAUAAGUUUUGGGUGAAAUGGACAGAUUCGUAGGAAAUACAAUGUUUUCAAAAAUAAAAAUUAGAAAACCUCAAUAGUCAUAUAUCAAACUGAAUCUGUUUUUAUUAAUGCUUAUAUAAGGAAAACCCUAGACCCAUAGGGCUUUACUGGUGAAUUCUUUAGAACACAGUUCUUACGCAAAUUCUUACAGAAAAUAGAACAAGAGGGAAAACUUCCAAAUGCUUUAUAUAAGGCUGGCAUAAUCUUCAUAUCAAAUCUGUUUUGGACAAUAUAUAAAGUAAAAUUAUACACACAUUUUAUGAACGUAGAUGUAAAAAUCAAAAUAUUGGAAAGUUAAAUCCAACAAUAUAUAAAAAGAUAAAGAUGAGGGUUUAUUUAAAAUAUGCAAGGGGUGUUUGACAUUCACAAACAUUCACACAGUGGUUGAUGCAAUUUCCCACAUGAACAGAAAAUGGGAAAAACAGUCAUGAUGAUCUUCAUAAUACAGAAAAACAUUUAUUAAAAGUCAAUAUCCAUUCAUAAUGAAAAUUUCUUAGUAACCUAGAAAUAGAAGGGAAUUCUACUAGUCUGAUAAAGAGUAGCUUUAUCUUGUAGCUAUGAAUAGCUGUAAAAAGCCUGCAGCAGAAAUUAUAUUUCCUACUGAAAUUUUGACUGCUUUCCUGUUGAGAUCAAGAAUAUAACAAGGAUGCCCUUACAUAAGGGCAAAAAUCAUAUGGAUUAGAAAGAAGUAAAACUUACUACUCAUAGGUAACGUGAUUUGUAUGUAGGAAGAUCUAGUGGAAUCUAUGGGCAAAUCAUUAGAAUUGAGUUUACCAAUGCCCCUGGAAACAAGGUCAAUAUAAAAUAAUUGUAUUUUUAUAUACUAGCAACAAAUAGAAAAUAAAUUGAUAACAUUUGAAAGAGCAUCAAAAAAUCAAACAUCUAGGGUGAAAUUGAGUGCUGCAUAUGUAACAACUGUGCAGAAAAUCCCAAAACAUUAUUCAGAGAAAUUAGAGAAGAUGCAAGCAAACUGAAGCGCACAUACCCUAUUAAUCAGUUGUAAGGCCAAGAAUAGCCAAGGCAAUCUUGAAGAAUAAAGCUGGAGGACUUAGUUAUCCAAUGUGUUAUAAUCAAGAUGUGUUGUAAGGUUAUCGUCAUUACAGCAUUGUACUGGGGUAGAGAUAGACCACUGUGCUGCCAUUGAUUAAUUUCCUUGAAUUUAUAAUGUAGUGAGCCUUUUUAUAGACAGAGAGAGCCUUGGUGUGCUCUGACCUGGAGGAGGUUUUUUGGUCAUUCACCCAGAAACCCAUACUCCUAAGUAGUGCUGUUCUUCUCAAGCUCCCCAAGAAUAAGAACCACGGCUAAGUGUUGAGGGCUUGAAUAGACUUUCCUGCUGAGAUACAGACCACAUUCAAAGUGAGUUAAAAAGCGAGCUACAAAGUUAAAACAGUGGCCAGGCACAGAGUUAGGCUUGAGGUACUGUCCAACUUGAAAUUUUUUUUUUUUUUUUUUUAAUGUGUAGAAAUUCAGAGAAGCUCCCUAUGGAAAAGAAGAACUUGAUUUUGGCAGGAGAAUGACAGUCUUUGAAAGAAACUCAGAAUUCAAGAAUAAUACUGUCCUUCAACUUAAAAUCAACUACAUACAACAGUCCAAAAAGGAAAGAAAAAUGACAGUUUACAAGGUGUAGGUGAUUUCCACAUGUUUAUAGAGAGCAUUGACACAGAGCUUUGACACGCUUAUACUUUAUUUGAAAUUAAAUUAUGCUAAUUAUUGAAAUAAAUAAGGGUUUGCCUUUAUACCUUGGAGCUGUUUUUGAUUUCUCUCUUUCUUUCAUCUUCUGCCUGCCCACAUUCAAUUCUAAAGCAGAUCCUGCUGGCUUUGCCUACACGAUAUGUCCAAAAUCUGACCACCAGCUCGAAUGCUGUUACUCUUGAUCCUGGCCCCAGCUGCUAGCAUUUCUCACCUGGCUUUUGGCCAUAGCCUCAAAGUACUGUCUCACUUCUGCCCUUUCCGUGUCAUAGGCAGAAUUGAUCCUUUCAAAUGCAAGUCACAUCAUGUUCCUUCUGGUCUCAAAAGGCCUCAAUAGUUUCCCAUUAAAUUUAGUGGAAAAGUCAAAUUUCUUACCAUGAUCUACAGGGAUUUACCUUGUCUCACCACCUUCCACAGCCCACCACCAUCCACCCUUCAGAAACUGCUCUUCAUUGACUCUCAACCAAGUGACUGUUAGGUCACCACUCAAAUACCAUUUUCUCCUUCAAGGCCUCUGACCCACUUACUUAAUACUGGAUACCAUCCCUCUCACCAAGACUCCCUUUUACCCCUCCUUCCUUUUUUUCUAGAGAGAUGAAAUGAUCUAACAUAUUAUGUAACUAUAUUGUCAAUUUUUCUUCCCCCAUUAGGAGGUAAGUUCUGUGAGGGUAGGGGUUUUUGUCUGUUGGCUUACUGAUGACUUCUCAGUACCUGAAAAAAAUGCCUGACUUAGGUUUGGUAUUCAGUAGAUAUUUGCUAUGCAAUUAUUAUGAAUAUCAGCAAAAGAAAGUUUGAUGAUGAAACUGUUUAAAAUUGAAAUAUUUUGAAUUUGGUACUUUUUCUUAUUCUUGGUGCUUAUGCAAAAGUUUAAAAAGUACUCUAGAAUAUUGCUUUAUG